Molecule: messenger RNA, 3162 nt
Organism: Besnoitia besnoiti
Lineage: Eukaryota; Apicomplexa; Conoidasida; Eucoccidiorida; Sarcocystidae
Product: tetratricopeptide repeat-containing protein
Exons: 10
Coding region: 1-3162 (1053 amino acids)
Biological process (GO): cell division
Molecular function (GO): protein binding
Source: RefSeq, a predicted model, not a curated record
AUGGUUGGCGCUUUGGGCUUUGGUGAUCCUUCGCCAUCUGUGCAGACUAGUUGCCAAGACUGCGCUUUAUCGCGAGAGAGUGAAAGGCAUCUGCCGCGGCCGUGGCACCACUAUGAGCAGCUGCUUAAGGCAGCAAUAGAGCUGUCCGAGGCGUGCGGCCUACCUCGGCAACGCAGGCUGUUUCGCGAUUUCUUGAAUCAUAAUAUUGACGUCCUGGAUCAGCUGUACGAGCAGCACUGCGCUGCCGCGGACGCGGCUCCUCGACGCCAUCCGAAACGAAGGAGUUCCGUACUUUCUCAUCGAGCUGCCCGUGUAGGCUGCGAUGAUGAGGAUCCCCAGGGCAGCUUGGGUGGGCCUAGCUGUCACGAUCACGGUUUGGCAGGAAGCGAUGCCCACGUCGUCGCUUGUACAGAGGCGGAAAGCGGACAUCUUGCAACUUCCGGGGAGAAGCUGGAAGACAAGGACCACGCUACUGGUUUUUCAUCGGGAGAGCGUAGUGCCGAGAAACCGACAGACAGCGUAUCGAGGCGGCUUUCACAACUGGCAACGGUGGCGAGGAGUGCUCGGCGUGCAACCCGCUGCACGCAUACGGCAGUCGAGGUGUAUCGACACCUGAGAGCAAGUUCUGUUGCGGAGGGCGCUGGCGUCUUUGACCCUUCGGCGACCUAUUUCGCCGGUCGCGUAUCUUCGGACCUGAUAAGGUCCACAGCGACAGAGAGGAAGAGCAUGAUGGUCUCGGAAUUCUGCGAGCAGCUGCCUCUCCAGGUUAUGCUCGAGAAGCUGUCGUGGGCGUGGAGUUGCGUGGUCCUUCACGCGCCCCGCCAGGAUGUCGUCUACGCGCUGUUUGGCGAUAUGUUGUUUUCCGCUCACCAGCAGCAUCAGCGCCAGCCGCUUCGCGUGCCCCUGCACCUUUGCAGAAACCUCGGCGCCUCCCCAAUCCUCUCUACUGAGGAGGACGUAAUUAUCCGUAUUGCUGCCUUUCUCGCGCUGCCGGUCAACCCGGAGGAUGCGCCUCGCUCCUCUGCAUCUGGCUCAGGCUACGCCUCGGCCUUUCGCGGAGCCUGCGCACAUCAUGUCGAGAGCGCGGAUGGCAGCAGGUCGCGCUCCCCUAGACCUCGUGAGCCGUUCGCGCGCCGCGGCGAUGAGAGGUUGCAUGUGGGCGCUCAGGCCUGGCGGGGCGUCACAGAAAUCGGGAUUAGCUGGUACCUUCUCGCCAUGGUGUAUGAGCGCGACUCCCGCACGACCGCGGAGACGCCCGAGGAGCGGGCGUUCCUGCGGCGCUGCGCCGCGGUGUGCUACUUGCGUUGCUUGCUCGCCUGGCCGUUCAUGCUUCACAGUUGGGCGCGGCUCGUUCCCCUCGUGAUGUCAGAGCCCUCCAGCCUGUACUGUCUGUCGCUGCUUCUCUACCAUCGAGACGAGCAGCGCGCCUGCCGCGCGGGAGAGUCCGCGCGUGGAGCCGGCGCGCGUCCUGCCUCGGCGUCGGCGUGGUGCAUGCUCGCGUCUGCUCGGGACGUGUUGGGGUUCCUCUUCUCCGCCGCGAAGCUCCGUGAGAGUGCCUUUUUUUCCCUUGUCGCCCCGCAUGUGUCAGCUGUGCAUCCGCCGGCUGAGGCUGGUCGGGCACCGCCGGAUGCAGCGAGCGACGGAGUCUCUCUCUUUGCCUCCGUGUUGCACCGCGUCGCUGCUGUACAGCUCUGCAUGGCUAGAGGGGAGGCGCGAGAUGCCUUGGCUUUGCUGGAAACCUGGACUUUGCUCCCCGAAGGAAGCAGUUUCAUGGAGGAGAUCAUCGGCUGCUGCUUCCUCCAGGCCGGCCAGCCGGAGCGCGGCGUGGACUUCCUGCUGCGCAGCGUCCAGCAGCAUCAACUUCUUGAGCAAGAAGACGAGUGUCUUCGGCGGCAGGAGGGAGGGGAGACCCUCGAGAGCCCGGAGGACGCUGAGAAAGACGCCGCGGAAGCUUGCCCUCCUGCCCUGGAGCCGCCGGAAGAAGCUGGGUGCCGCUGCAGCAGUGCGCUGUGGCAGGUGGGCCGGCGUCGCGCCGCCACCGCUCUCGUAGACUGGCUCCUGCAGCGCCCGGGCGCGCAGACCUCGCCGCAGUUGUGGGGUGCGGUUGGAAACCUGUUGUCGCUUCACCGCAAGUCCGACGAGGCGCUCAAAGCCCUUUUUCGCGCCGUGGAGCUAGCCGAUGACUAUCCGUACGCGUAUACGCUCUGCGCUCACGAGUUGCUGCAACGGAACCAGAGAGAAGAGGCGCAGGCACUGAUUGAACACGGCAUUCAGUCGAGAGGUCUUCUCAAGUCGCUUCCCCUGCACGCACUGUCGCUCCUCCUUGAACUGCAGCGCCAGGCAAAGAGCGCCUCGGAGAGAGGGAAAUGCUUUUCUGGCGAUGUAAAGGGCGACCAGGAUCUGGAACGGCAAAGAACGCUGCCAGGCUGCCUCGAAGAUCCGGCGUCAUUGAAAGACCUGGAGAGGCUUCAGCAUCCUCAAACGCUGAAGAAAAUAGCUGAGCAACUCCUACGCGUCGGGCAGGCGAGACGCGCCUACAACCUGCUUCUUCGGGCUGCACGCAUGAUGCCAGGCGACGGCGAGAUCUUCUACAGGCUUGGGUGUAUAAAGAUCUCUUUUCACCAGUACGGGGAAGCUCUGCAAUUCCUUCAGCGCGCUGCUCGACUCGCUCCCCUCGACCCCGACGUGCAGGUGGCUCUCUCCCGCGUGUAUUCGAAGCUUCUUCAGCCACGCCAGGCAUUCAGACACCUCCAGGCGGCUUUGCGACUGACAACUGAUGCAGAAGAGCAGAAUCGCAUCUCGGACCAGGUCACGGACCUCUGGAGUUGCACAGGAGUGGAUGAUGAAUUUCUAACCGGCGUGGACGAGGAGGUCCGCCCCCGCAAAUACCGGCGCCAAGACAGGGACGACCCCAUAGAUGAGAUCUACAUGGAUAGCCCUCAACCAGCGGACAUAGAGAGCAAUCUAGAUGAUGACGAAUGCGACCCGAUGGCACUACCGGAGUCCGCCAUUCCUGAAGCCUCGCACUAUCCGUACCCGCUGCUGAAUUACCGGUUAACACGCAUGCAGGAAGGAAAUGCAGUUUCUGCUGCAUCGUUGCGAGAGUCCUCCGAAAGCAACGCUGCAGAAACCUCGCGAAGAGAAUGGGCCAAUGUGUGGUAG